Messenger RNA from Acanthosepion pharaonis, 1170 nucleotides. Lineage: Eukaryota; Metazoa; Mollusca; Cephalopoda; Sepiida; Sepiidae. The record is from the annotation of a GenBank genome assembly.
AUGUCCCAUAAAAACUUUCUUGAAAAAAAGUGCUUUGCUAAGGUCAAUGAAUGCCAUAUACAAGGGUUGAAACUGCUCACAUAUGUAAAGAUCAUAUCUAUUAUUUCACGGGAUGAUCUGAAAUUGGUUUCUGGAAGGAUCCUCUCAGCUAGUGGCCUGAGACUGUUAUUCAGGACAUUUUUCCAGUACAGAGAUUCCACGAGCGCCCACUCUAUUCUUUUUCUCCCACCCGCCAUUUCUCGCUUUGGCGAUAUCUCUAUAUUCUUUUUUUCUCUCCCCACUUUUCACUUUUUCACGUUCUCCCUGUUCUCUUUCUCCUCCCACUUCUUGCUUUUGCGCACUUCGUCCUUUUUCUUCCCCAUUUCUCUCUUUUGCACGUUCUCUCUCUCUUUUUUUUUCUCCCCACUUUUUCUCGUUCUCCUUUCUCUUUCUCCUCCCACUUUCUUUUGUUCUCCUUUUUCCUCCCCAUUUCUUCUUGCUUUUUUUUCUCUCCCCUUCUCCUUUUUCUUCCCCAUUUCUCUCCCACUUUUUGCACGUUCUCUCCUUUUUUUUUCUCUCCCCACUUCUCUCUUUUUUUUUUCUCACCCACUUCCCUUUUCUUCUCCUUUCUCCUCCCACUUCUUGCUUUUGCACACUCCGUCCUUUUUCUUCCCCCAUUUCUCUCUUUUUUCCUUUCUUCUUUUUCUCCCCAUUUCUCUCUUUUUCACGUUCUCCUGUUCUCUUUCUCUCCCACUUCUUGCUUUUUUUUUUUUUCUCCCCGUUCUCUCUUUUUUUUUCUCCCCCACUUCUCGCUUUUGUGCGUUCUAUCUCUUCUUGAUCUUCCUCUACAUCUCGCUUUGCGCACUUCUUUUUUUCUCUUUCCGAAUUACUUCUCCCUUGUUCACGCGCUUUAUCGCUCUCUCUCUCUCUCUCUCUCUCUAUCUAUCUAUCUAUCUAUCUAUAUAUAUAUAUAUAUAUAUAUAUCUUACUGCGUUAACCUUUCCGUUCUCUCUUUCUUUGAAUAUUGCUGUCUCUCACUCGUUCUCUUUCGCUAAUUUCUCCUCUCAUUCCUCUCUUUCGCUAUCGAAAUAUCUACUUCCCCUUUCACUCUCAUAUUCCACUUUCUCUCUCGCCAAUAUUUCUUUCUUCCUAUCGCAAUGUUAUUUCUUUAUCUCCGCUGUCGUUACCUAA